Molecule: messenger RNA, 540 nt
Organism: Parascedosporium putredinis
Lineage: Eukaryota; Fungi; Ascomycota; Sordariomycetes; Microascales; Microascaceae
Source: the annotation of a GenBank genome assembly
AUGGGCCGCGACGCAGACCCCGUGGACGACGGCCCCACCAGCCCCGACCUAGUCCCGAUCCCGGCCGCGGCCGCCGGUAUGCUACUGCUCAAUUUCGUGGCUCCACCUCCGACCCGGCCUCGGAGCCCGUGUCGUUCCUCCCAGCUCCUCAGCACCCCCGAUUCCAACCCGUCCAACCGCGGCGAAGGCUCCGUCUCCACCUGCGACGGCCGUCGGUUCCGUGGUGAGAACAAACCUCCUCGCAGCAGCCCGGGCUGUACAAACGAUAGGGAUCCCGCCGACCGCGGCGUUGCCCCGGUGGGCGCUAGACGGGCCCCCGUCGCCGUCUUGUUUUCGCUCGUCUGCCUCGACAUGGGCUGCGACGUGUACCCGGUCGGCCGGAGCCCCUCGCGCCAUAGUAGCGGCAUUUCCACACGCGGUAAGCCCGCCAUCAGGUCUUCAUCGUUGAGGAAUGCAUCUGCCUGCAUCGGAGGCGGCGCCGAGUCUCCCCGCCUUCGCCCCCGCCUUCACCACCAGACACUGGCCCUCGUGCGGCUCUAG